GCUACCAAGGCAUGAAACAAUAAGGUGAUUUUUUAUUAAUGCCAGCUAACGGUAUUAACAAGUCCUCAGAAGAAUUCAUUUCUUUUCUUGUAGUGGUGAAUGGUGAUGGAGCAGAUCAAUGAAUGGAUAGUAUAACAAUCUUCAUCUGAGGACGAAUACUUGAAUGCAGCACUGUACAAACCUCUGGCUAUGUAAGCAAACCCCUUCAAACCUCUGGGUGUGUAAUAGAACGGAAUAUUCCAUGCAUAUUUAUUCUGUGGAGAGUCUUUUAAACGGUGAACACUGUUAUUCCAGUAACACACAAAUCAUCUGUACUCCCAGUAAUAUAGGUCUUAAUUCACCAGAUUCUACAAUCAACCACAGCAAGAGUGAUAUUUUUAAUCACCGUCAUGCUGACAAUGAAGUAGCAGAAGAAUUGUGUAAUGAACGUUGUGGUGAACAAAAUAAGGAAAUAGCAGUCAUGGCUGCAGUGGAAAAUGGAUUGGAAAGCACAGGCAUAGAGACCUCACAAUUCAACCUAUCUGUCACAGAUCCAGCAGCUUGGGCUACAACCAUGAGCAACUUAGGAAUGGUCCCAGUGGGACUGACUGGGCAACAGAUUCUUCCAGAAUCACUCUGCAUCUCAGGCUUUGAUCCAAACAUUAGCAUGAUACCGGCCGGAAUAAUGCCAAUUAAUCCAUUGACCAGUGGAAUUAAUUUGAUGCCACAGGCUUUAGUCCCAACAGAUCUUUCUGUAAUCAAGGAAAUUAUUCAUAGCAAGGGCUGCACAUUACUUCCUCCAAACCCAAAUAUUCCACCACCAUCUACUAGAGAACGUCCUCCUGGCUGCAAAACUGUGUUUGUUGGAGGGCUGCCAGAAAAUGCCUCAGAGGAAGCUAUCCGAGAAGUCUUUGAACAGUGUGGAGAAAUUACUGCCAUUCGUAAAAGCAAGAAGAACUUCUGCCACAUUCGUUUCACUGAGGAGUAUAUGGUUGACAAAGCCAUUUAUCUUUCAGGUUAUCGCAUGAGACUAGGUUCCAGCACUGACAAGAAAGAUACAGGUCGCCUCCAUGUUGAUUUUGCAAAGGCUCGAGAUGACUUUUAUGAAUGGGAGUGUAAACAAAGAAUGUUUGCAAGGGAAGAGAGACACAGACGCAAGUUAGAAGAGGAAAGGCUGAGACCUCCUUCUCCACCAGUCAUGCACUUUUCAGAACAUGAGGCUACUCAGUUGGCUGAGAAAUUAAAAGAUGACAGUACCUUCUCUGAGGCCAUUGUGAUCCUCCUUAAAUGGUUUGAGCGAGGAGAGGUGAACCGUAGAACUGCUAAUCAGUUUUACACCAUGGUACAGUCAGUAAACAGCCAUGUUCGCAGACUGAUUAAUGAAAAAGUAAAACAUGAAGAAGAGCUGGAAAAGGCCAAAGAAAAAUUCAGGCAUGCAUUGACAGGAGUCCUGUCACAAUUUGAGCAGAUUGUGGCCAUUUUCAAUGCAUCUGUAAGACAAAAAGCAUGGGAUCAUUUCUCCAAAGCCCAACGAAAGAAUCUAGAGCUGUGGAGAAAGCAGUCAGAGGAGCUAAGAAAUGCACAUCAUGAAGAACUUAUGGGGAUUCGUCAUGAAGAAGAAAUGGAAAUGUCAGAUGAUGACAGUGAAGAAAAAUCUAAUAAGAGAGUUAAAACUGAUGGAUCAGCUUUGAUUGCUCAGGCAUAUGCUCUGAAAGAAGAAAAUGACAGUCUGAGAUGGCAACUGGAAGCAUACAGAAAUGAAUUAGAACUAUUGAAGCAAGAGAAGGGCCAGUUUUAUCACAGUGAAGAAGACCACACAAAAGACCAGCAGAUGCAGUUCCUGCAGCAGGCUAUGCAAGGCAUGCAGCAGCAACUGCUUGUUCUCCGAGAGGAAUUAAAAACCAAAAACUCAGAACUUGACAAAGCAAAGCAGGAACAAACCCAGACACAAGCACUUUUCAGUGUUCUUCAACAAAGUGAAAUUAAUGGGUUUUCAGGAGCACUUCAAAGCCAUAACAAAGAAAGGAAUGCUGACAUACCAAGCAAAGCACCCCUGAAAUCAGAGAAAGAAGCACUGUUAAUUGGUAUCAUAUCAACUUUUCUUCAUGUCCAUCCAUUUGGCGCAAACUUAGAAUACCUCUGGUCUUAUGUGCAACAGCUGGACACUAAGAUAUCAGCCAGUGAAAUAGAGAUGCUUCUGAUGAGGCUGCCACAAAUGUUUAAGCAAGAAUUCACAGGUGUUGGAGCAACGCUGGAAAAGAGAUGGAAAUUCUGUGGCUUUGAGGGUAUUAAAACUCUUUAACUGUGAAGUUUAAUAAACUUUCUCAGAGAAAUAAUGCCACUGCUUUGGCAGGUUUAUGAGCUGAAGAAAUGUGUUCCUGUGCUUAAGACUCUAUUUUCCGAGUUAUCGAAGCCUGUUUUUUAAUUAAGUCUGAUGUUCACUCAUGAAUGGUAUCAUGCUGAAACAGAAAAUAGAGAACCCAGAAUCAUCUGCUCUCCAGUCACAGAAAAAUUUUUCUAGGCACCAAAUGAGGACACAACAUUGCACUACAACAUCAGCCACUGCCAGCAAGUGUGCUUUCAAGGUCUAUGUUAAGUACAUUCCUAUACUAUCAAACCAAUAUUUGAAUAAUGAGAAGUAAACAGAUUACAAGAAAAAAAGUAUACAGUCCAAAAGAAACAUGUUCAAAUGUAAUAUAUUUAAAUAUUAUGAAACAAAUGCCUAUGUAGUACAUGGGAAUAGAACUUGUGAAUGUGUUAUGUAUUUUUUAAUACAAACAAUAUCAAAUCUUAUUUAUGAAUGACUGUUCAACAUUAUUCAGUUAGUACAAUAUGAACAUCUUCAAGCCUAGACCACAAUUUAAGCUUAAUGGAGCUGAAAUUAUAACGAGGGACCCAUGCAAGUCAAACAGUGUUCGGAAUAUUUUUUCCAUUUCUGAUGUCAGUCUUCUACCUAUUGCAUAACUGUCACAUCUUUUAUAACAGAAAUAUUUUUAUGAAAUAAAAUUUUGUGAAUAUACUUUUCCAGUUA
This is a messenger RNA of Protopterus annectens (West African lungfish), 3010 nucleotides long. RefSeq names its product ecto-NOX disulfide-thiol exchanger 1 (gene ENOX1). Gene Ontology annotation, biological process: ultradian rhythm. The record is from RefSeq and is a predicted model, not a curated record. Bases 164 to 2281 code for a protein of 705 amino acids. NCBI's taxonomy places the organism in Eukaryota, Metazoa, Chordata, Ceratodontiformes, Protopteridae. Gene Ontology annotation, molecular function: RNA binding; protein-disulfide reductase activity. The transcript has 15 exons. Gene Ontology annotation, cellular component: plasma membrane; external side of plasma membrane.